Molecule: messenger RNA, 453 nt
Organism: Didymodactylos carnosus
Lineage: Eukaryota; Metazoa; Rotifera; Eurotatoria; Philodinida; Philodinidae
Source: the annotation of a GenBank genome assembly
AUGGCUGCGUUUAUCUAUCGCCGUUUAAUCACUUCAACUUUGUUAAAAUUCAGCAAUAAAGCUGGCCUGCAGCAACGAGUUUUCCCACGUAGAACUGCAACUACCGAAGAAGAACGGAAGAUUGUAUCAGCUUACAAACAAAGUGUAAGUGGCAGGCCGAAUUCACAGACUAGUGAGGCUACAGGUGCCGCUGCCGACACUGAUCCUUCAUUUGAUAUAUCAUUUGCCAAUUAUGGUUUAUUGAGACUGGCUCUAGCAAUGGUGAUCUUCAGUGUAAUAUUUCACUGGCUCAGCUUGCCUGAGGAACGAAAGCAGAAGCUGGAACAAAAGAAAAAAGCAUCUCGAAAUGAAGAAGCCUUAACAAAAGAUGGAGAGACAACACGAGUAAUUUUAGAAGAUCUCGAAAAACAAUUAGAGGAAAAUUCGGAGAAAGAACAAACAAAGUUUUAUUAA